Drosophila hydei is the source of this 4141-nucleotide messenger RNA. RefSeq names its product phosphatidate phosphatase LPIN3 (gene Lpin). Gene Ontology annotation, cellular component: nucleus. NCBI's taxonomy places the organism in Eukaryota, Metazoa, Arthropoda, Insecta, Diptera, Drosophilidae. The transcript is spliced from 12 exons. Gene Ontology annotation, molecular function: phosphatidate phosphatase activity; transcription coactivator activity. Gene Ontology annotation, biological process: cellular response to insulin stimulus; fatty acid catabolic process; positive regulation of transcription by RNA polymerase II. The coding region runs from base 649 to 3918 and encodes 1089 amino acids. The record is from RefSeq and is a predicted model, not a curated record.
UAGUCGACGGCGACACUCUUUGCAUGUGUGAGUGUGCGAGCUGGUCAUACAGUUGUGAAAAAUGAGCUGCUAAGAGCAGUAGAAUUAAUAGUUAAUGCGCCAGUAGUAGCCGAAAUUGUUAAUUUGUCUUCUACACAUAAAUCGUGCUAAUUUAAUUAAAAGUUGUUUUAGUGCAUGUAUGUGUUGGACGGACGAUCAACGGGGUGGUGUAGUAAAAGAUAUAAAAACCAGUUAAAAACGGGUGAAAGAAAGAAAUUUUAUAUGUGUGUGCGCAAGUGUGAGUGCCUGUGCCUAUAUGUGUGAAGAAAAGCAAUAACAACAACACCAACAACAACCUGGUCUCGUAUGUCCGCUUUCCUUGCUCAUUACGGUGCUUUUCUGUGCCCAAAGUGCAGGCAAGUGCAGCCUGGAGUAAUCACAAGCAGAAUCGACGACAGUUGCCCGAAGAUUGAUUCAACAGCAGAGCGAACGGAUCGCCAACAACAAGUGCAAUAAAAUGUAUUAUUAUUAAGUACGCUAACACAUACAAUUCAAGCCGGAAGAAUCACGCACAAAAACUAAGAGCGAAAACGAAUUAAAUUGAAUCGAAUCUAAAGCGAUAUCGAUACAGAUACAAGUGUGCAUAUCGAUUAUUAAAGUUCAAGCAAAAUGAACAGUUUGGUGCGUGUUUUUAGCAAUUUGCAAGACUUUUACAAUGACAUCAAUGCAGCAACACUGACUGGAGCCAUCGAUGUGAUCGCUGUGGAGCAGCCCGAUGGCGAAUUUCUAUGUUCGCCCUUCCACGUGCGCUUUGGCAAGCUGGGUGUGCUGCGCAGUCGCGAGAAGGUGGUGGACAUUGAAAUCAAUGGCGUGCCCGUUGACAUACAAAUGAAAUUGGGUGAUUCGGGUGAGGCGUUCUUUGUGGAGGAAUGCCUGGAGGAUGAUGAUGAUGAGUUACCCGCCAAUUUAGCCACUUCACCCAUACCAAAGAGUUUUCUACAAUCUCUGAACAACAAGAGCAUAGACAUACUCGAGGAUAUGCGCACAGUUGACAAAAGCGCUAGCGAUGAUUUGCAAAUACCGUUGCCAAUACCGCGUCGUAACUCAAUUGAUCUCUCCAAGGAGGAGCCAAAGGAAAUUGCUGUAGAGGGCAGUAACAAAUUCGAGAAUCAGGCCUCCGACUAUACACACCGCAGGCACACGGACAACACGCUGGAGCGACGCAAAUUGAGUGAAUCGCUCAAGGAGUAUACCACACGAAAGAUGCGUGAAGAAUGGGCAGAGCACGAGGAGCUAUUCCAAGAGAAAAAGCAGCCCGAAAAGCUAGAGAAAAUGCCGGAUACAAAAGCGGAAUUGGAAGCGAGAACAAAUGUGGAAUCACAACCAGAAUCCAUUGUGAAACCACAAGCUUCAUCACAACCCGAAGAAAAGCUAGCUCAAACGCCUCCAUCAGCCAAACCGGAAGUUUUGAUAACGACACCAACAAGCACAAUUGCGGAGGCAGCAACAACUAUCUCCAACGACACCAACAAGGACGAUGCCAAAAACAAGACAAAGAAGCGACGCAAGAAGUCGCAAAUGAAGAAGAAGAACUCACAGCGCAAAACAUCAUCGAGCAGCUCUGCGGGCAGCGCCGCUGGCGGCGAUAUGGCCAACGCAGAUGCCAACUCCAUCAACUCGAUGCUGGCCAGCAACAUCGAUGAGACCGACGUGGUGGCGUUAAAAUCUGUUUCUAAGACGACCACCAAUUCCUCCUCCAAUGAUGAGCAGGCAUCGGCCGCACUCCUAACCGCACACACGGGCAAUGAUAGUCCAUUGAGUGAACUCAACCAUGCUGCCACGCCCACGAGUUCGAUGCGUCAUGAUCUGGACAUACAUUUCUUCAGCGACACAGAGAUAACCACACCAACGGGUAUUGGCGCUGUUGGAGCUGGCAGAAAUGCGGGCCGACCAUCGACGCCCAUACAAAGUGACAGUGAAUUGGAGACAACAAUGCGGGAUAAACGUCAUGUUGGGGACGAUGAGAAUAGCGCGUUAUGGAAAUGGGGUGAAUUACCCACUCCGGAGCAGACCAAGGGAACGGUUAGUGCUGCGGAUGCACAGCAAAACGAGCGGCAUUGGAUGAUAAGCAAUAUGUUUAGCUUUAUGCGGCGGGCGAAUCGUUUGCGCAAGGAGGGUGCCACAGAGGCGGGCGACAUCUAUCUAUCCGAUCUAGAAGUGGGCAGCAUGGAUCCAGAGAUGGCGGCUCUUUACUUUCCCAGCCCCAAACCCAAGGAGACGGAUCGCGAGAGUGGCAAUGGUACUAGUCUGCCCCAUUCACCAAGUUCCCUGGAGGAGAAUCAUAAGAGCUUGGAUUCGGACUUCGAUGAGACCAACAACAAACAGCACGCACCACAUGGCAAGAAAUAUUUGGACUUCGUGGCCAUGUCCAUGUGCGGCAUGCAGGAGAAUGGUGCACCGCCCAAGGAUGACGAUUUCGAUAGACAGCUGGUCAGCUAUGCAGAUGUGUGCAAAAAUCCAAAUAUGUUCGCAUCACAAAAUCUAGUUGUACGUCUGAAUGGCAAAUACUAUACCUGGACGGCUGCAUGUCCCAUUGUCAUGACAAUGAUAACAUUCCAGAAGCAACUAACCGAUGAUGCCAUAGAGCAGCUUAUUUCGCCAUCUACCCAAGCUGCGGAUGAUGACAAGCCGGAAGCGUCGCACCAAACGGAACAUCCUGGUCAAACCAAGCGUUCGUGGUGGAACUGGCGUAGAUCUCAAGAUGCGGCGCCUAAUCAGGCGAAGAUUCAUAAGAAUGGUCCAAUGUCUAAGGAUGAGAAGGAUGGCGAUCAGGCCGCUGUUAGCACACAAACAUCGCGCCCCAAUUCUCCAGAUUUGAGCGAUCCAACGCUUAGCAAGAGCGAUUCGCUAGUAAAUGCCGAGAAUACUUCCACACAGGUGGAUAAUCUGGAGGAACUUACCAUGGGCUCCAGUAAGAGCGAUGAGUCUAAGGAGCGCUAUAAGAAAACGUUGCGCCUCAGCUCGUCGGCCAUUAAAAAACUCAACCUUAAGGAUGGCAUGAACGAAAUCGAGUUCAGUGUAACGACCGCUUAUCAGGGCACCACGCGUUGCAAGUGCUAUUUGUUCCGCUGGAAGCAUAAUGAUAAGGUUGUCAUAUCGGACAUAGAUGGCACGAUUACCAAAUCAGAUGUAUUGGGUCAUAUAUUGCCCAUGGUUGGCAAAGAUUGGGCGCAAUUGGGCGUUGCUCAGCUAUUCUCGAAAAUUGAACAGAAUGGUUAUAAGUUGCUCUAUCUAUCGGCACGCGCCAUUGGCCAGUCACGCGUGACGCGCGAGUAUUUGAGAUCGAUCAGACAAGGGAAUGUUAUGCUGCCCGAUGGUCCAUUGCUCUUGAAUCCCACUUCAUUGAUAUCCGCCUUUCAUCGGGAAGUCAUUGAAAAGAAGCCGGAACAAUUUAAGAUCGCUUGUCUCUCGGAUAUACGGGAUCUAUUUCCGAAAAAGGAUCCCUUCUAUGCAGGUUACGGCAAUCGUAUUAAUGAUGUAUGGGCCUAUCGAGCUGUUGGCAUACCCAUUAUGCGUAUAUUCACGAUCAACACGAAGGGCGAGCUGAAACACGAAUUGACCCAAACAUUCCAGUCAUCUGGCUACAUCAAUCAGUCGCUCGAGGUCGAUGAAUACUUUCCCCUGUUGAUGCAACACGAUGAAUACGAAUAUCGCACCGAUACUUUCGAAGAUGAGGAUUUGCCUGAUGAGAUACAAUUCAGCACCGAUAAUUCCGAUAUAGACGACGAUAGUGAUGAUAUCGAUAAUGAUGAUGAUGAUGACGACGAGAUUAACGUUGACAAUGAUGAUGAUGAUCAGGAUAUGAGCCUCAUUAUGGCCGGCCGACAUGGUGCCAAAAAUGAAAUAUUAUUAGCUUCGCCACCAAAAUGGCUAAACUAACUUAACCUAUGACUAAGUCAAAAAUAUGGGAAUUAUCCUAAAUUGUGAUAUUCAAAUAUUUGUAGCCAUUAAGUUUAUAGUAUUAGUUUAUAGACGGGAGCACACCUUUGAUAGCUGCAACUCCCAAUUUAUUAAUAGCCAUAAGUUAAAGAAUUAUGAACAACCCACACGAAGUAUGCCUAGUCUUAAAAGCUGGCGAACAAUCAGAUUUAGAUCAUAAGCC